Messenger RNA from Bacillus rossius redtenbacheri, 4731 nucleotides. RefSeq lists its product as uncharacterized. The coding region runs from base 1721 to 3139 and encodes 472 amino acids. The transcript has 12 exons. Lineage: Eukaryota; Metazoa; Arthropoda; Insecta; Phasmatodea; Bacillidae. The record is from RefSeq and is a predicted model, not a curated record.
CACUUAAAAUUCAAAUACAUAAAUAUUAAAAUUAAUAAUUUACAUAAUAAAAUUACGGCGUUAAUUUUACCGUUUACAGUUUUCAAGUCCAUUAGUCCUUAGAGGGGUAUCAACAAUACCUCGUUCAAAUAGUCCGGUAAAAAUCCAAAGAAUCACUUUUCCAUAGACAUACAUAACCAAAUAUUGCCGUUUCUGAAAAUAAAUGAUAUUAUACAUAGAGCAAACAAAAAUAAAAUAAAUCGUAAAUAAUAAUAAAUAAUUAAACUGUCAAAACAAACAUGUUGCAGUACAGAUUUUGCCGCCCUUGUCAAUUACAUUGAACAGUGCUCUUUGACCUGUUCAAAACGGUGCAAUGUGAUUGGCACUUCUCUUUCUCCGUCGCACAAUACACAACACUCUUCGUUGCCUAGCAACGCGCGCACCAAACGACAAACAAAAAAAACAACUUGAGAGAGACUACCUCUCCUCGAUUCGUUUUUUACCGUUGCGCGCCUGAAAAUCGCGCCUUUUUAAACACUUUUUAUCGGGUCGUCGCUGCUAACAGACCUGCGCGAAGAAGUUCACGGAUUUUGCAGUGCAAAAUCUUCGAAGGCUGGAACUGCUGCUGCUCUCCGACAGCUUCUGCCUUGAGCCGCUCCUGUUGAGAAGGACUCGGGAGGACUUACUUACUGUCACGUCACGGCAAUGGGUCAACGUCCAUCUGCGGUGAUGACUGCAUCCUUGCUGCGACUCCUCCUUCCUGCAGCGGACAGCGGCGUCGAGACGGCGCCUGUCCUCAAAACGACCAACAAACCUGGCCUGGUUCACCACGCGUCGACGGGGUCUGGCGUGGGGCGAUGAUGCUGUACCAGACAGCACGGCGUCUGGCACUGCAGCUGACGUCAUCAACUGCUGAUGUGGCGGCAUCCAGCCGCCCUGCCUCACGACUACGCGCGAGACGGCGUCGUGGCGUCUGCGGUGCUGAUUGCGUGGGGCGAGGUCACCACUUCCCACAAGGAAGCACUCGUCUAUUCCCAUCACUGUUAGAUCCACAUUCUUCGCUAUUCUUCACAUCAUUCGAAGAAUACUAUUCAAGCAACUAUGACAGUGAUGCGAGUGAAUAGUGUUGAGACGACGUAAUUUUCUCGUAUAGGGGCUUCUCCCAAUAAAUUCUUAAAAAUCAUCGAUUUCAAAUUUCAGUGUUUUCAUUUCAUAAAAUAUCAAUGCCUUGACAUCCAAAGUUUAAUAAACUAAAUAUUUCAGCUAAAUCUGAUUGGAUUUGUAUGCGAAAUGAGUGCAUACUUUUCUAACCUGCAUUCUGGGUAGAAUGCAAUCCUAAAGAUCAUUCUUUUCCCUAAAUUCAUCCCAGAAAUGGUAAUAAAAUAGUGAAGUUUUAAAAUCUUAGUGAGUUCUUCUAUAAAUAUUAGAAAAUUUAGUGAUUUUCUAUUUUUCAUCAUCAACAUAACGACGCCUAUUGGAUUACUCAGCAUCAUCAUUAAAUCAAGACGGACUGCGGCUGGGGCGGCCGCUGGUGGCUCGCGGGGUGAGGCUGGCGGUGGUCUCGGGGGCGGAGGCCCGGUGGCUGCGCGCGACCGCCUGGGGCUCGCUCUGCGUCGUCCUCGACUGCUCCUGCCCCGAGGCCUCCGCGCUCUUGCAGACGCUGCCCGCCGGGCCGCGCUGCUGGCUGCUGCUGCACCCCCGGGGCCUGCCCCCCGCGCGCCGCUGGGACGCGGACGUGACUAUGGCGCGGGGCGCAGAGGGGGGCGCGGGGCUGGCCCUGGCGCAGGCGCGCGGCGGUCACGUGACCGCGCUGGGCGAGUGGCGGGCAGGGGUCGACCUGCGCGCGCUCCUGCGGCAGGGCGCGUCCCCCCGCGACCUGCGGGGCGCCGCGCUCCAGGUCGUCGCGGCGCGACUGAACGAUGACUACAACUUCAGUAGCUUUGAAGAAACUGUUGGGAUUCCAGCACACGACAGCAGCGCCAGAUAUUUCAGGUGUCUUCAAGUCCUCUGCAACUUUCAGACAAUACUUAAGAUCACCGACCAGUCAGCACGUUUGUCAAUGACAGAUAAUGAAGGAAUAACAGAAAUGUUGCAAAAAGAAGAAUUUGAUGUAGUCGCCACACUUUCUGGAGUUCUGCCAAUCACAUUCCAACACGCGGAUUUCCUGCAACCCAUUUCACAGUUUCAGCCGGUGAUAGUGUUCCUGCAGCCGACUGUAUCGACCCUGCGCAACGUGUUCCUGCUGCCCUUCGCGGGCGCCACGUGGGCGGCGCUCCUGGCCACCGUGGUUGCCAGCACUGCAGCGCUCAUGGCCGGCGUGGCGCUGGCCGAGGGUUCCGGCCGGCCCUGGACCAUGUGCGAUGUGACCCUGCUCGUGGCGGGGGUCAUCUGCCAGCAGAGCGUGGCAGAGCUUCCGCGCAGCAUGUCGGCACGUACAACCAUCAGCUUGUUGAUGCUGUCGACGAUACUGACUUGGAGCGUGUACACCGGUUCGGUGAUGUCCUUCUUCUCAACACCGGACCAGCCGAUACGAACACUGUCGCAUCUCGUGCAGUUCAAGUACGAGAUGGCCAUUGAUGAAUACACACACCUCAAUAUGAACUCAACGGGCAGAGGCGCAGAUCUCCAGGGCCUGGCGGCAGACGCACGGGUGCUGGACAGCAACGACGGCAUCGCGUGGCUGCGCGCGGGGCGACACUGCUUCUACUCCGCCCAGAUGCUAGUGGAGGAGCCGAGCAAGGGACUGCUCAGCACGGCCGAGCUCUGCAGGCUGACCUUCCUCUCCCUGAGGGAUGGCAACAUCCGGCUCGCCAUGACCGUGCCCAAGAACUCGCAGUUCAAGGAGGCCCUCAACUGGGGGAUCAUGAGAAUACGUGAGGCUGGUAUCAACGAAUACUUGUAUCGUUUCAAAAUCAUUGAUCUGCCCAAGUGCUCCACCGAUGUAACUGACCUGGAAAUGGUUGAACUAGGACCAGCAUUUGUCUUGCUGGGGAUGGCUUGUAUUGUAUCUGUGACCGUUCUCCUGGUAGAACUUGCAUCGGUGAAGUGCACAUGGAUGAAUCCUUCAACCAAGCCUACUCCUGUGAGUUCAUCACAACAGCACAAAUGUGAAGACUUGAUCUGUGCUAGAUUAAGAAGGAGCAGAAUCAAAAAAUGCUGAAUCGAAGAGCAAUGUCUCUGUCUGGUAACAAAAUGAGUGACAAAACAUAUAAUACCAGAAAUCUAUCACUAGUCCACACAUAAUAGGAGUAAUGACAAGAGAAUUAAAUAACGAACAUGGAGUGUGCGACCAAGCCUUAAGGCAACUAACUCUAAACUAUGCAUUCACCCUCGUGGCACGCAUGAUUUUUAAAAUGAGUAAAAAUGCUUAUUUAAACAGUGUGCCUCUCGACGCAGGCCCCACAGAUAAUACAAGUGAAACAGAAGUAACGGACCAGUGAUGGCAAGCGAUGAAGUCCCCGGACUGCAGACACUUCCUACCUCGGGCAGGAGUGACUGAAGCCUGGGCCGGAUAUCAGAAAACAGCCACUGACCAUGUAUAUUCCCUCCUCACUUCUAGAUCCUUGCCGCUUACAUUACGAAACUUAUACACAAAAACAAUUCACAUAAUUAAAUAACAUUAAGUUUCAUUUAAAAAAAAAAAAACCUUUACUAUGACCAAAUUUUGCUAUAUAAUGUUUACAAAUAUUGCUACUCAGGGAUGCAUUGCCUGAGUACAAUAGAAUUAAUGAGGUCAUCUAAUAAACGAUUGUUUAUUGUUGCUGAAAAGAUACAGAGAACGAAACCUCUGGGAAAUAAAAGAAAACAAAUUACAAAGUCAUUUAUACGUAUGUAUGGUAUUGUCACACUGAACCUAGUGGCAAUAACUUGCAACCUGCCAGUGGUGUGCCAUACAAACGCUGGCACACGUUACGUUGUACAUGCAUACGCAGAUGGCAGCAGCGUUAUCCUGUUGGAAAACAGCUCCUUGAAUACUGCGGAUGAAUGGCAGCACCAGUGAAGGUUCUCGGGAUGGCGACGAGAGUGCUCCCGCUGUCAAAGGACCAUACACCGCAGACAGCUCAUCCGGCCUCCAUCGCUGGCACCUCGUUCGAGAACACGACAGACCUCCACUCUCCGCCCUCCGAUGAGCUCUAGCUCGACAACACUAGAGUCGCUGAUGACAGGACUCUGAAUCAGUGGCAUGAACGCUGCAGGACGUCUGGAUCGGAGUUGUUCUUCAAGUAAUGGAUUUGUUACAGUUCUCUGGGUCCCUGUGGUGCCAACUAAAGCUCUAAUGGCUGCUGCAGAUCCACCAUAGCAAUGCGGCGAUCUUCCCUCUCUGUAGCGGCCGAACCCUGGUUGCCAACACGAUGCACUGAGGAUACAUCCUGCCAAGUCUUUCUGCAAUAUCGCGGGAAGAACAACCACCUUCUCGUAGCCCUAUGACACGGCCUCGUUCAAACUCAGUUAACUGCUGGUACUGCUUUCUUCGUCUCACUCACGCCUACAUCACGUCAUUACCGGACGAAGAAUAAAACUACUAGCACAUAAUUCGAAUAGGCCUCAUCUUUCACAUGUGCAAACAUUAGGAAUGGGCCAAUCAAAUACUCAAUUCCUCAAAUACCACCAAAUCCUUGGUAUUAGAAGAAUUCAAUAUUCCUGGAAAAAAAAUUAGAAGAAAUAAAGUAAAUUAAUCACUGAUAACCUCUGAAUUUUACUAAGUUAAUUUUUUUCUACCUACCUAUCCUGCUACCAUUCUCUAAUAUAAUG